CAGAGGGACCCACUGUGGUCCAGAUCUCAAGACAAUAAAAGAGAUGAAUAAGAAAGCCCGUCUGUUCUGUCCUGACACAGCAGGGUGGGAAAGACGCCAAGCCACACCGAUUGCAGAUGAGCCUAUGUUUAGUUUGGAAAGGGAUGUCUCAGAAAGUUCCAGAGCCACAAAGGAGUGAGGAUGGAGGCUGAGAACUCUCCCAAAGGGCCAGGGUGGGCAUUCCCACCCCAGAGCCCUGCCCACGCUGGGUUCAGGGAAAAUUCAAUAAACCUGGCACCCAGUAAAGGCCUGCCUACCCUGUCCCUUCUUGCCUUCACCCAGUCCCCGAAGCUAAUGGAAGGUCAAGCCAUCUCCAGGCCACUGUGGUUGAGACACGGGCUGGCUGGCACGGCAUAUGUGGUAUUUAUCUCCCACGUGCUUGUUGCUUUGUAGAAGGAAAGAGACGCUGACUUUCGGAAUCUGAAGACCAGGGUUCAAGACCACCAGUGCUACUUGCCACUGUGAGAUCUCUGGCAGGAGACCUCUCACCUUUCAGCCUUCGCACACUUUCUUGUGACAUGGGGACCGUGACCGUCCCACCUCUGAGUCACUGCGUAUGAGGACACAAAUGGCCCCCGUGGUGGUUGUGAAACAGUUUAGCCCUUUACGUCAUCUAUAAAGACAUUUAUCUGCAGGUUCUCCCAGGCCUUGUGACUCCCGGGGCCCCGAGAGGUUAGCGCACGAGUGCGCGCACGUCCACGUGAGGCACCAAGGACACAGCCAACAUGAACUGGGGAUUUCUCCAGGGGAUCCUGAGCGGCGUGAACAAGUACUCCACAGCGCUGGGCCGCAUCUGGCUGUCGGUGGUCUUCAUCUUCCGGGUGCUGGUGUAUGUGGUGGCGGCGGAGGAGGUGUGGGAUGACGAGCAGAAGGAUUUCAUCUGCAACACCAAGCAGCCCGGCUGCCCCAACGUCUGCUAUGACGAGUUCUUUCCCGUGUCCCACGUGCGCCUCUGGGCCCUGCAGCUCAUCCUGGUCACCUGUCCUUCCCUGUUAGUGGUCAUGCAUGUGGCCUAUCGCGAAGAGCGAGAAAGGAAACACCGCCUCAAACAUGGGCCCGACGCCCCGGCCCUGUACAGCAACCUGAGCAAGAAGAGGGGCGGCUUGUGGUGGACGUACCUGCUGAGUCUCAUCUUCAAGGCCGCGGUGGACUCGGGAUUCCUCUAUAUCUUCCACUGCAUUUACAAGGACUACGACAUGCCCCGCGUGGUGGCUUGCUCUGUGCAGCCCUGCCCCCACACCGUGGACUGUUACAUCUCCCGACCCACGGAGAAGAAGGUCUUCACCUACUUCAUGGUAGUCACAGCAGCCAUCUGUAUCCUCCUCAACCUCAGUGAGGUCGCCUAUCUGGUGGGCAAGAGAUGCAUGGAGGUCUUCCGUCCCCGGCGCCGGAAAACUUCCAGGAGGCACCAGCUACCCGAUACGUGCCCACCGUAUGUGAUCUCCAAAGGUCACCCCCAAGAUGAGAGCACCGUCCUGACAAAGGCCGGGAUGGCCACAGUGGAUGCAGGUGUGUAUCCAUGACCUGCAGGUAGGGUUCUGAGAUGACUGCCCGUCCACUGAAGCCACCCAGGAAAAUGGGUGAAGGGAGUGUGGCUCUCGGCAGCAGGUCAGGCAGGGAGUAUGGCUGUGGGGACUCCGGAAGUUCAUCCGAGAGCUAGCAGAAGAUGAGAAGCACCCUUGAGCCCCUAGAUCCUGAGCCUCCAGGGACUUGAUGGCUGGUGGGGAUUUUAUAUUUGUCAAUAGAGUACCUCAACCCUAUUAAUAAAUAUGCUCCAAGUGCUUUGGAGACACGUGGAGAA
Molecule: messenger RNA, 1840 nt
Organism: Rattus rattus (black rat)
Lineage: Eukaryota; Metazoa; Chordata; Mammalia; Rodentia; Muridae
Gene: Gjb4
Product: gap junction protein beta 4
Exons: 1
Coding region: 765-1562 (265 amino acids)
Biological process (GO): cell communication
Cellular component (GO): connexin complex
Molecular function (GO): gap junction channel activity
Source: RefSeq, a predicted model, not a curated record